This is a messenger RNA of Caenorhabditis remanei, 492 nucleotides long. RefSeq lists its product as uncharacterized. NCBI's taxonomy places the organism in Eukaryota, Metazoa, Nematoda, Chromadorea, Rhabditida, Rhabditidae. The transcript is spliced from 3 exons. The coding region runs from base 1 to 492 and encodes 163 amino acids. The record is from RefSeq and is a predicted model, not a curated record.
AUGAUCGUUCAAAUUUCAAUUCUUCUAUUGGCUACAAUUGGAGUCGUCAGUUCCCAGACAUGCAAAUUCUCAAAGAAUGCUGUGAAGGCGAACUGGAAGAUUCAGAAUGGUGCACUGCAAAUCCAAUAUCAGAAUAAUCGAAUCACUAAUAAUCAAUGGACAGCCAUCGGAUUCGGACCUGGAAUGUCCAACCUAAACGUGAUCGUCUUCAUGGUUCAAAAUGGACAAGUCACCACUCGCACCGGUAGAGCAACUGGAUACGGUCCACCAACUUUCGAUAACCAGAAUAAUGUGAAUGUUCAAAUGGCGAAUCACUCUGGAUCAACACUCAAUGCUCUCGUCUCUGUCCCAUUGAAUUUCAACGGAAUGAAUGUUCAGAAUUGUCAGACUUGGAAUUUUGUCCAAAGCGGACCAAUCAACAAUGGACAAAUGGGAGUUCAUACUUCGAGACCAGAUCAAGUCAAUAAUGUUUGUGCUUCACAGUGCAGAUAA